UAUUGCACGUCUAAGUUGCUGUCACUGCCGCAUAUCCAGAUUUUGCCUUCACGACGAGUUUAACCUCAAAACGCCCGUUGUAUUCACCGUCCACCUUCAAUUAUCUAAAAUUAGAGAUCAUCUCGACUUACCGUCAACGAAAUGGCAGGACUCUAGAUCAAUCGGCUUCUUACUAAGCCCGAAGCGCACGAAUCUCCGUAAAUAAUCCUGUUCCCGGACGAUUGUUGCGAGGCAAACUCGUAAAUAUAGGGGGAUAUCACGAAGGAAUUUGGAAACCAAUCUUCGAGCCUCACUGCGUCGGAUUAUUAACUUGGUUUGGGUCCCCAAUGAUGUAAGAAGAUUUAACAAGGCAAUGAAGCCGGUAUUGAUCGGCUGGGGCUGAGGGACUCCCAAAAUAGGAACUAUCUUACGCACUCCUAAGAUCAUGCUAGUUCCUUUAGGGGAUGAGGUCUUCAUAUUUUCGUGAUAUAAAAGCAUCUCUUGGCAUCUAUCUCGCAACUCAACUCACAUGUCAAUACUUACUCAAGCAAUUCGUCGCUGCUAGGUAUUAGGUACCCACCUACCUAGAAUAAUAUGGCACGCUCAAUUGCGUAUUGGGUAGCAGCCAUUGCCAACACGGCUAUCACUGCUGCUGCUAUCCUUGCGAGCCCACAAUGUCAAAAUGCAGCCCCCACGCAAACCACAAUCAACGUACCUACGGCUAACAUGAGCCUACCCGGCUCUCCCUUCGGACUCGUAUACGCGAGGAACGAUAUCGCUUUUGCCGGCAUGGGCCACCAGGUGAUCAUGUUAAACACGACGACGUUUAAGCCAACUCUAGCUAGAGAAUUUCCGCUUCCUGCACUUCUUAACCAAUCUCAAGGAGUCGUUAGCGGUCUGACUCUAUCUCACGACAAGCGUUACGUGUACGCAUCCGUCGGUCCCGGGGCGGUCAUACUCGACGUUGAGAAGGCUGUCGCUGGUGAUACAAAUCCGAUUGUCGGCCUCCUACGUGGCACGACCGGAGACGGCGCGAUUCAAGUGACAUUAUCCAAAGACGACAAGUAUGCAUUGGUCACACAGGAAUACGGUACCAACGCGACUCUUUUUCGCGGGACUAUUGAGGUCUUCCAAAUUCAUCACGGCUUAAAUGGGUCCAUUGCCGGUACCAGCAAGGGGUAUACCAGGCUCGGAUACGCAGUUGUAGGCACAGCAUUCUCUCACGACGAGAGCAAACUCUACGUAACGAGCGAAGUUACCAGCCAAGCAACGUCCGUAAAUGAGACACGAGGAACACUUAGUGUCCUUGAUGUCGCGAUACUUAAGACCGAUCCCUCGAAAGCUCUUCUUCAUACUGUUGAUGCAGGCUGCAGUCCAGUCCGGCUCGCUGUCUCCCCCGAUGGUAAGCAAGUCUGGGUAACGGCUCGAUUAAGCAACAAGCUUCUCGCAUUCGACACCGAAAAGCUAGACUCGGCGCAUCCUGAAGGCGCUCUUCGGGCGAGUGUGCAAGUAGGUACUUCGCCCGUUGGCAUUGCCAUUGUCAAUAGAGGCCGUCAUAUUAUAACUGCAGAUUCAAAUAGGUUCAAUUAUGCGAAUGCUACUACAGGUCUAACAGUCGUUGGUACCGAAGCAGCACUGUGGGGAAACCAAGGGUUCCCACGGAUAUUGACCGGCUUAUUCCCGCGUGAGUUCGCAGUCAGCCCAGAUGGAAAGACGCUGCUAGUUUCAGAGUAUAGGAGUAAGGCGAUCCAGGCGGUAGACAUCACUCGUCUACUAUGAUUCACAGCGGAGAAAUCUCCGAAUUUUGAUAUUUAUCAUAAAUCACGUUGUAUUCAUCAGAGUGGUUGGCACUUCCUUUGGUGCUAUGAGGCUUGGUUCUAACGUAUUCAAAAAAAUGCCUUGCGAUACGACGUCGGUCUUAGUCUUAUAGCUGGACCGGUAUCUACCUAAGGACCUAU
Molecule: messenger RNA, 1937 nt
Organism: Hypoxylon trugodes
Lineage: Eukaryota; Fungi; Ascomycota; Sordariomycetes; Xylariales; Hypoxylaceae
Product: cytochrome cd1-nitrite reductase-like protein
Exons: 2
Coding region: 574-1758 (394 amino acids)
Molecular function (GO): protein binding
Source: RefSeq, a predicted model, not a curated record